GCCAUGUGACUCUGGUGAGUUGGAGUGUGCAAUUGCCUCCUGCUUCCGAGCUACCUGAUCCGAAUACUAAGCAGAGCGAGUGCCGGGCUGGGUGGGAGACACCGAAGACACUGCAGAGAAAAGGUGCUUAUUCCAGAGGCAGUGCAAAACAUGGAGAUUAAAGAUCAGGGAGCCCAAAUGGAGCCGCUGCUGCCCACGAGAAAUGACGAAGAAGCAGUUGUGGAUCGUGGUGGAACUCGUUCCAUUCUUAAAACACACUUUGAGAAGGAGGAUUUAGAAGGUCACCGGACGCUGUUUAUUGGCGUGCAUGUGCCCCUGGGAGGAAGAAAGAGCCAUCGGCGUCACAGGCACCGUGGUCAUAAACACAGAAAGAGAGAUAGAGAGAGAGAUUCAGGUUUAGAGGAUGGAAGGGAGUCACCGUCCUUCGACACCCCAUCACAGCGGGUGCAGUUUAUUCUUGGAACUGAGGAUGAUGAUGAGGAGCACAUUCCUCAUGACCUUUUCACAGAACUGGACGAGAUUUGCUGGCGUGAAGGUGAGGAUGCUGAGUGGCGAGAAACAGCCAGGUGA
Molecule: messenger RNA, 570 nt
Organism: Echinops telfairi (small Madagascar hedgehog)
Lineage: Eukaryota; Metazoa; Chordata; Mammalia; Afrosoricida; Tenrecidae
Product: sodium-driven chloride bicarbonate exchanger-like
Exons: 4
Coding region: 151-570 (139 amino acids)
Source: RefSeq, a predicted model, not a curated record